Messenger RNA from Symbiodinium sp. CCMP2592, 2235 nucleotides. Lineage: Eukaryota; Dinophyceae; Suessiales; Symbiodiniaceae. The record is from the annotation of a GenBank genome assembly.
AUGUCUUCGGGGAAGGUCGAUGAUAAGGAGUCUGACUCGGAAAAGGCAUGCCUGGGACUUGAUUGGUUUAAAGAAGAUCAUCUUGCCGAACGGGGAUCAGCAGGGAGACUGGUGAUAGCACCGGGCAGACUCACGAGACCCGACCUGGACUUCAAUUGGGAUGUGGUGGCCUUGGCUAUGGGGGCCCUUGGGGCAAGGCCUUCUGUGGACCGCCUAGAAGAAGAGGUUGCCUUUUUCUUUGAGAAGUGCCGGAUGAAGGGGAGGAAGCCUGUUUCAGGCUGGCGAGUCCGAAACUUGAUAUCCAUGUUCAACCGGAUAUGCAAGCUCCCUCACCGCCCCAACGAAGAGAACAUUCGCAAAAUCUAUUUGCACCUGGGCCUGGAGAUUCCACCGGGACGCCAGCCACGUGGAUCAAAGGAGUCACUGGACGAGGAGCUGCUGGGAGAUGAGGAGGUCGGCUAUGAAAAUGCGGAAUCGGAGUGUGAAACCGAUGAUGAGGAGGUGUUAUGUGAGCCAGGGGAAACCUCCUUGCCUGAUGGGGGGAUCUCAGAUGAGAAGUGCCCCGAGCGAUCGGGCAAGCCGUCUCCAAGUAGUGCACCACUCGGUGCUUCUUCGGAGGACCUCGUGACCCCAAAGCAUGCAGGCCCUGCUGUGGACUCGCCAGCGUCAACCGAGAAGGUGAGUGACCCGAACAAGCGUGUUUUGCUCCAAGCUUUGUGGGAUCAGCAACAGAAGUUAGCCCAGCUAAUAGCGGCAAAGCACCAGCGUGCGACCUCCGCUUUUCAUGUGGCUGGUAAUGUGUCGACCCAAGAAACGCAAGUGAUGGAUGAUGAUGCAGUGGCUACGGCUGCAGCCCUUGCCUGUCAGGAGGUUGCAUUGAAGGAGACAGCUUCGAUUGAGGCUGGUGCCCUGGAAAAGGCAACCCCAAUAAAGUUCGCUGCUAGGCGGCUCCAGACAGCGACUGCUGACUGGCCGGCCCCCAAGAAGUCGAGAAGCUCGGCAUCCGGGAACCAACGAGCACCAGUGGAGAAGACAACACCUACAGCGAUCAUGAGCUCCGAGCCGGUACCGAAGCCAACACCUGUAGUGAUCAAGCGCGAGCCAGUGUCGGAGCCAACACCUGUUGUGAUCAAGCGCGAGCCAGUGUCGGAGCCAACACCUCUUGUGAUCAAGCGCGAGCCAGUGCCGAAGCCAACACCGGUUGUGAUCAAGCGCGAGCCAGUGCCGAAGCCAACACCUGAAGAAAUCAAGCAAAAGCCUUUGGAGAAGCCGUGGAUUCCUGUUCCGAUCAAGCAGGAGCCUGUCCCGAUCAAGACCGAGGGCAUCAAGCAAGAGGAAGGUGAGUUUGCAGAUUCGGAUAGGCAUGAACCUGCAGCAGGUGCCGCUGCCCCUGUAGAGGAACAGACAGACAAAUGUGAAGAUGAUGAGCCUGCUGGUGAUGGCCAUGACAUGACAGACAAAUGUGCAGAAGAUGAUCCCCAGCCUGCUGGUGAUCAAAAUGGCAAGGCAAGUGAAUGUGCAGAAGAUGAGGAGCCUGCUGGUGAUGAAGAUGGCAAGCCAUGCCCAGAGCUUCCGAAAGAGCAAGAGCUAGCAUGUGAUGAUCGCCCUGCCCUGGUGUCUACGGCUGGUGUUAUCUCCCCAACUGAGCAGAACAAGCUGAACAAGAAGAAGAAGGAGAACAAGCAAGCAACAGAUUCGAAACCGAAGCAGGGAGCCGACAAGGAUUCGAAACAAGAAGAGGCACAGGAAAAGAGGAAGCCGGGCCGCCCCAAAGGGAGCAGGAAUCAGCCCAACACAACAGCCAAAGCAAAGGCCAAACCGGCCAAAGCAACAGCCAAAGCAAAAGCCAAAGCAAAAGCCAAAGCAGCCACCAAAGCAAGCAGACAAGCAACUGCUGAGCCCACGGACACGCCGUCGAAAGCAGCAACCAGGAAGCGCAAAGCGCCGGCAGAUGUGCCCGGCAGUCAAGACACCCAGUUUUAUUCGCCCAAGGCCCCCAGGGGCAAAGCAGCAGCCAAGCCAGCAUCCAAGCCAGCAGCCAGCAAAGCCAAAGCAAAGCCGGCACCAAAGGCCAAAGCAAAGCAGGACAAGGAGGCGGCUCCGAGCCACGAUUCCGCCCGCAAGAGUCGGAAGAGCUGUGCCUAUCACAAGGCCAAAGGUCUCGCCCUAAAGGCAGGCAAAUCCCAAGAAGAAGCACUUGCUGCAGCCAAGCAGGCCACUCGGCCAAGGAUGUAG